AUGCGCCAAUGGGCUGAGAACCUACGAGACACCUUCAACGACAUUCGUAACUCACCCGAUCCUGCUCUUCGCGAGUAUUACCAAGAUCUUCAUGAAUUGAGACAGAAGCACACCCAGGAAACCUGGGAGAAGAAAUUUGGCGAACUGCAAGAAUAUAUGGCUGGUAAAAAUGCCAUCGUGAAAGAAGGUCACUGCGGUGAACUCAGCGAAAUAAGCAUGGGAGGUUAUCGUUCUACAAUCUCCCGAAAGCUGGGACUGAAAUUCACUGAUCGAGAGGAAGUCUUUUUCCAGUUUGAAUUGGCUGACACCCUUCAUCGACAUGCCUAUGCUCGCAAAGCGCGGAUAGACGACCCUGCUGGUCGCUUUGCGAUCUCCGUCAAGGGAAGCAAUGGAAGCGGAGAAUAG
This is a messenger RNA of Penicillium paradoxum, 405 nucleotides long. RefSeq lists its product as uncharacterized. The coding region runs from base 1 to 405 and encodes 134 amino acids. Lineage: Eukaryota; Fungi; Ascomycota; Eurotiomycetes; Eurotiales; Aspergillaceae. The transcript has a single exon. The record is from RefSeq and is a predicted model, not a curated record.